Messenger RNA from Colletotrichum orchidophilum, 1608 nucleotides. RefSeq lists its product as uncharacterized. The record is from RefSeq and is a predicted model, not a curated record. Gene Ontology annotation, cellular component: membrane. The transcript is spliced from 6 exons. Gene Ontology annotation, molecular function: carbohydrate:proton symporter activity. The coding region runs from base 1 to 1608 and encodes 535 amino acids. NCBI's taxonomy places the organism in Eukaryota, Fungi, Ascomycota, Sordariomycetes, Glomerellales, Glomerellaceae. Gene Ontology annotation, biological process: transmembrane transport; carbohydrate transport.
AUGGACAUGGCCACACCUGUAGUCAAGCCGCCUUACUUUGGGCUCAGGGGGAAGUCGCUAACAUACCGGAUCACUUUUGCAUGUAGCGUAGACAUGCUCAUGUUUGGCUACGAUCAGGCGGUCUUUAGCGGCGUCAUCGUGACUGACGACUUCCUCGAGCUUCACAAUCUUGUCGGUCCAGAGAAGACUCGGAUGCUGUCUACGAUUACAGCGAUAUAUGACAUUGGCUGUUUCGUUGGAGCGAUUCUAGCGUUUACGAUUGGGGAAACGCUAGGUCGAACCAAAUCCAUCCUGAUUGGUACCGCCAUCAUGAGCGUUGGAGCCAUUUUGAUGGCGUCGUCUUAUAGCUUGGCACAAAUGUUUGUUGGGCGCAUUGUUCUAGGGAUCGGCAACGGAGUCAACACAGCUACCGGACCCAUUUGGCAGACCGAGACAGCUCCCGCACAUUGGCGCGGCAAGUUAGUCAUGUUUGAGAUGAUGAUGAAUAUUGUGGGAUUUUCCCUCUGCAACUGGAUCAAUUUCGGUCUGUCAUACGCAGGCGGUGCUGUCGCAUGGAGGUUUCCUCUCGCCUUUCAAUUCGUCUUCAUCAUCGCCCUGUUCGCAACGGUUCCAUGGCUGCCCGAGUCGCCCAGAUGGCUCCUGUCACAUGGACGUGAGAUUGACGCAAUACAGAUUCUCGCCUGCCUCGAGGGAAAACUGGAGGAUGAUGCAUUUGUCGUUUCGCAGAAAGAAGAGAUACAAUUUAGUAUCGAUUACGAACGAGAGCAUAAUAUACGAUGGAGGGAUCUGCUGCGACCGCAGCCUGAAGCAACCAAACCUUUACGCCGGAUCAUCUUGGGUGCCGGCACACAGUUUAUGCAGCAAUCCGAAGGCAUCAAUAUUAUGAGUUACUAUAUGCCAGCAGUGUUGAUCUCUGCGGUAGGCCUAUCGAAUGAGCUGGCGCGUCUUCUGACGGCUGUCAACUCACUGACUUAUCUCAUCUUCGCAUGCGUCUCAGUAACACUGGUCGAGAGAUGGGGGCGGCGAGGGCUGAUGCUGCUAUCCACUGCCGGUCAAGGCUUGGCAUUCCUCGUGAUCACUAUUCUUCUCAGAUACGGUGGACCAGGAGGUAACCGGAGAGCCUCGGAAGGAUCCAUCGUUUUCUUUUUCCUCUACUUCAUGGCCUUUGGCCUGGGUAUGUUGGGCGUUCCAUGGCUCUAUCCAACCGAAAUCAACUCGAUUGCCAUGCGAACGAAGGGUGCCGCAUUUGCCACUGCCACGAAUUGGAUGGCGAAUUAUGUAAUCGUUCAAAUCACACCAAUCGGGAUUCAAGAAUUGGGAUGGAAGUUCUGGAUUGUGUUUACAGUCCUGAAUGCUGCAUUCCUGCCCGUAAUCUACCUCUUCUAUCCCGAAACAGCAAACCGAACGUUGGAAGAUCUCGACGAGUAUUAUCGCAACGGUCCACCCCUAAUUGUUAUGAGAGACAAGGACGCAAUCGCAAGUAAAAGACCUAAAGAAUACGUCGAUCGACAAGAAGCACAUGUUCAGCGUGUUGCCCAUGGUACUGAGGUCAUCGAGACUGUUGGUUUACGUAUCACGGGGGUGAUUUGUUCGAUCGAACCGUGGUGA